Messenger RNA from Spodoptera litura, 1456 nucleotides. RefSeq lists its product as uncharacterized. The record is from RefSeq and is a predicted model, not a curated record. NCBI's taxonomy places the organism in Eukaryota, Metazoa, Arthropoda, Insecta, Lepidoptera, Noctuidae. Gene Ontology annotation, cellular component: extracellular matrix.
CUCAUAUAAAAGCUCCUAGCGAACUCAACGAGUAUCAGUCAACGAGUGGAAAUUCUCAAUCUAUCGCAAUGGCCGCUAAGUUCGUCGUAGUUCUCGCCCUCGUGGCUGCAGCUCACUGCUCCGUGGUGCCAGUGGCGCGAGUAGACGCCGACUACACCAGCUUCGCAUACGACGUGGCCGACCCCAACACCGGCGACUUCAAAAGCCAGGUGGAGACCCGCGUGGGCGGCAACGUGGCCGGCCAGUACUCGCUGCUUGACGCUGACGGCACCAAGCGCACCGUGGACUACACCGCUGACGAUGUCAAUGGAUUCAAUGCUGUAGUGCGCAAGGACCCCGCUGUAGUGGCUGCUGCUCCUGCUGUAGUAGCUGCCGCUCCCGCGGUAGUGGCUGCCCGUACUGUGGCUGCCCCAGCAGCUGUCGUCGCUGCAUCACCUGCAGUUGUUGCUGCUCGCACUGUCGCUGGUCCCGCAGUAGUCACACGUACUUAUGCCGCAGCCCCCGCAUACUAUGCAGCCCGCUCUUACGCCGCUCCUGCCGUCUAUGCUGCCAGUGCUCCCGUUGUAGCCGCGCGCACCGUUGCUGCUCCUGUUGCAUACACCGCUGGUGCCCGCCUUGCCUAUACCGCUGGUGCUCCAGUUGCCUACACAGCUAGUGCUCCAGUAGCCUACGCUGCCGGUGCGCGUUUCAUCGCUCCCUCUGUGUACGCCGCCCGCGUGGCUGCCGCCCCCGCCGUGUACUCUGGUGCCGCCUACUACGGAUCUCCUCUGACCUAUGCCGCCUACUCCGCUCCAAUCUCGUAUUGCUCGAUGUCUAAAAAGAAAAGAUGUCUGCAAAGACAUAGAGGAUCAGCAAUGGCAGCCAAGUUCGUAGUUCUCGCCGCCCUAGUGGCCAUGGCUCACUGCUCCGUGGUGCCAGUGGCGCGAGUAGACGCCGACUACACCAGCUUCGCAUACGACGUGGCCGACCCCAACACCGGCGACUUCAAGAGCCAGGUGGAGACCCGCGUGGGCGGCAACGUGGCCGGCCAGUACUCGCUGCUUGACGCUGACGGCACCAAGCGCACCGUGGACUACACCGCUGACGAUGUCAAUGGAUUUAACGCUGUGGUGCGCAAGGACCCCGCUGUAGUAGCUUCCGUGGUGGCCGCGCCCGUGGUGGCUGCCCCCGCUGUGGCCGCGCCCGCUGUUAUCGCUGCCCGCACUGUGGCCGCUCCCGCUGUCUACGCCGCUCACGCCGCUCCCGCUGUCUACGCCGCUCACGCCGCCCCCGCCGUGUACGCCGCUCACUCCGCUCCCGUCUACGCCGCUCCCUCUUUCUACUCGUACGGUGCUCCCGCCCUAUACUCCGCUCCCCUCACUUACGCCGCUAAGUGGUAAACAACGACGCGUGUUGUGUUGCGAUGUGGUGCUGCCUUGUAAAUAAAUUAUGUUAAGUAAAAUGUGAAACUACCUUA